Molecule: messenger RNA, 450 nt
Organism: Micromonas commoda
Lineage: Eukaryota; Viridiplantae; Chlorophyta; Mamiellophyceae; Mamiellales; Mamiellaceae
Exons: 2
Coding region: 1-450 (149 amino acids)
Source: RefSeq, a predicted model, not a curated record
AUGACGGAAGCCAAGCCCUACACCUUGUGCGUCCCCGGAUCUCCGCGCGCCGUCCGACCGCCGACGAAGACGCACGAGCGACGCGUGAAAACUAACCCGCCCCCCCGCCCCCCUUCUCACCGCAGCACGACCAAGGUGCCCUUCUCUUCAGCCGCGGACGCCGAGGCUGUUUGCGCGACGCUCAGCGUGGAUAACGAGCUUCAGCCCGACAAGGUCACCAAGAAGCUUUCGGUCGAGGGCAACGAGCUCCGAGUUCUCGGCGACCGAGACCAGGCUCCUCCGCGCGGCCGUGGCCGCGUUCCUGGACCUGCUCAACCUAUCCAUCCGCACCCUCGAGAAGUUCGGCUCGGUCGAGGCCCCCGCCGCGUGAACAGCGCCGGUGGGCAUCGGACGGGGGCGGGUCUCCCGCGUGACUCCCUCGGGUUUCGCGUCGGCGUCGUUGGGCGUUAG